This is a messenger RNA of Lucilia cuprina (Australian sheep blowfly), 1602 nucleotides long. RefSeq names its product acidic mammalian chitinase-like. The record is from RefSeq and is a predicted model, not a curated record. Gene Ontology annotation, biological process: carbohydrate metabolic process; chitin catabolic process. Gene Ontology annotation, cellular component: extracellular region. The transcript is spliced from 5 exons. Bases 107 to 1525 code for a protein of 472 amino acids. NCBI's taxonomy places the organism in Eukaryota, Metazoa, Arthropoda, Insecta, Diptera, Calliphoridae. Gene Ontology annotation, molecular function: chitinase activity; chitin binding.
UCUAUGUUUUCGAAAAAUUAUAUAAAAAGCUAUAGUUAAGAAUUUUGUCACAGUUGUUUUUCAGUAACGUUUAAGAAGUCUAAAGAUUAUUGAAAAAUUCUAAGAUAUGAAUCAAUUAAAAUUAAUAUUAAUUGGUCUGCUGGGAUUGUGGAUCAGUGGUGAUGUAGCUAAUGGUAAAAUUAUAAAUUGUUAUUAUGGCACUUGGGCAAACUAUCGUCCAGGUGAUGGCAAAUUUGAACCUUCAAAUAUUGAUCCGUCGUUAUGUACUCAUUUAAGUUAUUCCUUCUUUGGUAUAACACCAGCUGGUGAAUUCAAAGUUUUAGAUGAAUGGUUGGAUUUAGAUAGUGGUUUGGGAUUUAUUUCCAAAACAAUGGAUUUAAAACGUCUUAAUCCAAAUUUAAAGGUUAUAGCUGUCGUUGGUGGCUGGAAUGAGGGUUCAGAAAAGUAUUCACAAAUGGCGGCCGAUGUCAACAAAAGAAGUUUAUUUAUUAAAUCGGCUUUGAAUUUUAUUAAACAGCAUGGUUUCGAUGGUUUGGAUUUAGAUUGGGAAUAUCCAGCACAACGUGGUGGCAGCAUAGAGGAUAAAGUUAAUUUUGUAAAACUACUAAAGGAAUUGAAAGAAGCUUUAAAAGCAUUGAAUUUGGAAUUGGGUAUAGCUGUGGGUGCUUCUAAACAAACGGCCACUAUAUCCUAUGAUAUAAGAAAUAUUGCAGAACAAGUUGAUUUUAUCAAUGUUAUGACUUAUGAUUUUGCUACGGCCGGUGAUGGUGUGGUGGGUUUUAACUCACCUCUUAAGGGACAACAAGACAGAAAUGUUCAAUCCGCUAUUAAUUAUUGGCUGGAACAAGGAGCUCCUGCCUCAAAAUUAGUCUUAGGUUUGGCUUUCUAUGGUCGUUCCUUUGAGUUAUCCGAUCCUCAGCAAAAAAGUGUGGGAUCUCCCAUUAGAGGUCCUGGCACUGCCGGCCCUUAUACCAGACAGGCAGGUUUUAUGGGUUACAAUGAAAUUUGUUCUUUGGAAAAGAAAUGGUCUUCUGAGUGGGCCCCUGAUUACGGUGUACCUUUUAUAUACAACUCUAAUCAAUGGAUUGGUUAUGAUAAUGUUCAAAGUCUUGACUUAAAAGUGAAAUUAGCCAAUUCAUUAGAUUUGGCUGGUGUCAUGAUUUGGUCUAUUGAAACUGAUGAUUUUCGUGGAAAUUGUGGAAUUAAAUAUCCCUUAUUGAAGGCUGUUAAUGAUAAGAUGGGAAAUCAUCAAACUGAAGGUGAUGUUGGUGAAAGUGGUGGUGCUGGUAAUAGUAGUAAUGAGGAAGUUGAAAUACCACCUUCAUCUGAACAGAAUUCGUCCAACCAAUCAGAGGAGUCUGGCGAUUGUUCGAAUGAUGGUUUCUUUGUUAAUGCCAAUGAUUGUUCACGUUAUUAUCAGUGUGUUAAUGGUGUACGUCAUGAUUUCCAAUGUAAUAGUGGCUUGUAUUUUGAUACUGUGAGUAACACCUGCAAUUGGCCAAAUCUUGUUUCGUGCAAUCAUUGAUAUUUCAGAUAAGAUGUCUCAAGUAUAAUCCAAUGUUUGUUUAUAUUGCAAAUAAAAUAAGGCAAACCAAACUAUAA